AUGGCUGCCCAGUCCAAGCUGGCGCCCUUGCUGGGCGACCACGAGCGUCGAACACUGCGGAGUCUUCUGUCGUCGUUGACUCGUGGCUACCUCAACAACCGCACACGCAUCUCGCGCGCCGUCUAUGUGACGCUGUUCCUCGCACUCGUGAACCGCGUGCGGAACGCCAUUGCAGAGCAGCGCGCGGCCGGCGAGGCCGAGAAGAAGGACCAUGCGUCCGGGCUGGUCGACUCGUCCGCAACCUCCGGCGAGCCCGGCAGUGCCCCCAAGCGCAAAAAGGUCGAGCUCGACCGCGCCUUCUUCCGCUCCCUCUUCCGCCUGCUGCGCAUCGUCGUGCCCGGGUGGCGCUCCAAGGAGGCCCGCCUGCUCGUCAGCCACAGCGUGUUCCUGGUCGUGCGCACACUGCUUAGUCUGCAGAUCGCUGCCAUGGACGGUGCCCUGGUCAAGAGUCUUGUACGCGGCCAGGGAAAGCAGUUCCUGAAGCGCAUCGUGUGGUGGAUGCUCAUCGCCGUGCCGGCCACAUUUACCAACUCCAUGCUGGCCUACCACCAGGCCGAGCUGGCCCUGCGCUACCGCACGCGCCUGACGCACUUCAUCCACGAGCGCUACCUGUCCAACAUGACCUUUUACGGCCUGUCUGCGCUGGACGACCGCAUCAAGAACCCGGACCAGCUGAUUGCGGUCGACGUUGCCAAGUUCUCCAACAGCCUGGCAGAGCUCUACAGCAACCUGGCCAAGCCGAUUCUCGACAUGACAAUAUAUACAUACUCGCUGUCCAAGAGCGUCGGCGGCGAGGGCGUCGUGUUCAUGUCGCUGCUCGUGCAGCUGUCGGCCAUUGCCAUGCGCGCCCUGACGCCGCCAUUUGGCAAGUACGUCGCCGACGAGGCGCGUCUCGAGGGCGAGUUCCGCUUCCAGCACUCGCGCCUCAUCGACCACAGCGAGGAGGUCGCGCUGUACGCGGGCCACUCGGCCGAAAAGGACACCCUGGACAAGGGCUACUUUACGCUGAUCAAGCACGUCAACUACAUCCUGCGUCAGCGCUUCUACCACGGCUUCAUGGAGGACUAUGUCAUCAAGUACCUCUGGGGCGCCCUCGGCCUGCUGCUCUGCAGCAUGCCCGUGUUCGUGCCCAUCCCGGGCGUCGGCGGCGCUCCCCUCGCCGCGGCCGCAGGAGGCAGCAGCGCCGCGGCCAAGGCAGGGAUGGCGUCGGUUGUGCGGCACAUGGCCGACCGCACCGAGAGCUUCGUGACGAACCGCCGCAUGCUGCUGUCGGCGUCCGAUGCCUUUGGGCGCAUCAUGUUCUCGUACCGCGAGAUCAUGGAGCUGGCAGGCUACACGUCGCGCGUCUCUACCCUUCUCGACGUCAUGAAGGACGUGCAUGACGGCCACUUUGAGAAGAACCUGGUGUCGAGCAACGACAACACCGACGACCAUGCCGCUGUCCUCAAGGGCCGCGGCACGGUCGUCGAGAGCGAUGUCAUUGAGUUUAAGGAUGUCCCCAUCAUUUCGCCCAACGGCGACGUUCUCGUCCCGGCACUCUCGUUUUGCCUGCGCGCCGGCGACCACCUGCUCGUCGUGGGCCCCAACGGCUGCGGCAAGUCGUCGCUGUUCCGUAUCCUGGGCGGCCUGUGGCCCGUCUACGGCGGCUCCGUCCACCGACCGCCGCCCACCGACAUCUUCUACAUCCCGCAGCGCCCGUACCUGCCGCGCGGCACUCUGCGUCAGCAGAUCAUCUACCCGGACAGCCUGCGCAACAUGCGGUCCAAGGGCGUCUCGGACGCGGACCUCGAGAAGCUGCUGCAGCUUCUGGGCCUCGAGGAGCUGCUGGCCAGCCAGGUCGACAACGGCGGGUGGGACGCGGUCGCCGAGUGGCGCGAGGUCCUGAGUGUUGGCUGGCAGCAGCGCGUGGCCAUGGCGCGGCUGCUGUACCACCGGCCGCGCUACGCCAUCCUCGACGAGUGCACGUCCAGUGUCACGCUGGAGAUGGAAAAGACCAUGUACGAGCAGGCCAAGGCCAUGGGCGUCACGCUCAUGACCGUCAGCCACCGCCGCAGCCUGUGGCAGUACCACAACCACAUUCUGCAGUUUGACGGCCAGGGCAAGUACAUUUUCACGCGCCUCGACGCAGAGCGCCGCCUGCGCCUGGAGGACGAGAAGGACGACCUCGACCUGCUGCUGCGGCAGGUGCCUGAUGCGGAGAAGCGCAUGGCCGAGCUGGAGGAGGCCAUGGCGUGA
Molecule: messenger RNA, 2235 nt
Organism: Sporothrix brasiliensis 5110
Lineage: Eukaryota; Fungi; Ascomycota; Sordariomycetes; Ophiostomatales; Ophiostomataceae
Product: ATP-binding protein cassette, subfamily D (ALD), member 2
Exons: 3
Coding region: 1-2235 (744 amino acids)
Biological process (GO): very long-chain fatty acid catabolic process; peroxisome organization; fatty acid beta-oxidation
Cellular component (GO): peroxisomal membrane
Molecular function (GO): ATP hydrolysis activity; long-chain fatty acid transmembrane transporter activity; ATP binding
Source: RefSeq, a predicted model, not a curated record